This is a messenger RNA of Fomitopsis serialis, 1458 nucleotides long. Its product is annotated as aspartic peptidase A1. Gene Ontology annotation, molecular function: aspartic-type endopeptidase activity. The record is from RefSeq and is a predicted model, not a curated record. Gene Ontology annotation, biological process: proteolysis. Lineage: Eukaryota; Fungi; Basidiomycota; Agaricomycetes; Polyporales; Fomitopsidaceae. Bases 1 to 1458 code for a protein of 485 amino acids. The transcript has 6 exons.
AUGAUCACGCUGCCGCUCAAGCGUGCACACCAGGCACGGACCGAUGUCCACCCGCAAGUCUUCUUGCAGCAGCACCUUAACCGCAGUCUCAAGCGCUACGCGCGCAUGACCGGGAACAUCCAGCCAAGCAGGCGCUCGCUCGAAGCAAAACUACACAGACGUAUGGAAGCCACUGAGCCUCUCAUCGGCCGUGCGAACCGCAAGCGGUCCCGUAACCUCACGAAGAGGAGUAGCAGCGUCGUAGGCGCGGCCGCGAACAGUUCGUCGUCCGCAGCAAAUGCGUCCGCCACUGGUGCGGCGGCCAGUGCAGCUAACUCAACGGCUGCCGCGGGUAGCGCUGCACCUGCUGCCACUGGCGCCGCCUCUACCGCCCAAGGCUUCCCCGAAAUUGACCUCGAGGCUCAGACGAACGGUGGACUGACUGCCGCAAACACGCCCACCACUAGCAACACCCUUGGGCUUGAUAUUGAGGCGAAUGAUGUGGGCUACAUCGCGACUGUGCAGAUGGGUACCCCCGCGCAGGACUUUAAGUUCCUCAUGGACACCGGCUCUGCAGACAUGUGGGUAGGCUCUGAGAGUUGCACGACGCAAGGUACCACCCAAGGCUGCGGCAAUCACACAUUCCUGGGCACGAACAGCUCCUCAAGCUUCGCCGAGAUUGGUCAGCAGUUCCAGGUCACAUACGGUACCGGCGAGGUGCAGGGCGUGACGUGCAGUGACAACGUCAACAUUGCCGGCCUCGCGUUGAACAACCACACCUUUGGUGUUGCGAACGUCGAGAGCACUGAUUUCUCAGCCGAUACCGUUCCCUUUGAUGGUCUGAUGGGUCUUGCGCAGUCCGGCCUCUCCGAGGAAGGUGUGAGCACCCCACCGGAGUCGCUCGCAGCCGGCGGCCUCAUCGAACAAGCGAUCACUUCCUUCAAGAUCUCGCGGCUCGCCGACCAGCUCAACGACGGCGAGAUAACCUUCGGGGCGCUCGACACGAGCAAAUUCGACCAGGCCUCGCUCGUCACCGUCGCCAACGUGAGCCCGCAGGGGUUCUGGGAGGCGGCGAUGGACGCGGUCACCGCGGACGGGCAGGACCUCGGGCUGCAGAACCGCUCCGCGAUCCUCGACACGGGCACGACGCUCAUCGUCGCGCCCCAGACGGACGCAGACGCGGUGCACGCGGCGAUCCCCGGCGCGCAGAGCGACGGCCAGGGCGGGUACACGAUCCCGUGCACGAGCAACACGAGCGUCGCGCUGGCGUUUGGGGGCGCGCAGUUCGCGAUCGACCCCGUGGAUAUGCUGUUCACGCCUGUGGACCCGGCGAACCCCGCGGGCGACUGUGUGUCGGGGAUCUCGGCGGGUGAGAUUGACGGUGCGACGACCUGGCUGGUCGGCGACGUCUUCCUCAAGAACGUCUACAUGUCCGUCAACCAGAACACGAACCAGAUCUCGCUCGCGAAGCUCGUCUGA